UGCCGAGAAGAGAUAAUUUUGAAAAACAAAGCUCUUGUUUGAGGGAUGGCCAAACGAAUAAACCAUCAAAUAUAUACAAAUUAAUGACUUACAUAUAAUGAGGGAAAGAAUUGAUUAACUGUCAUUGUUAUUCAAAAUGAGUAUGAUUCCAUUGCUCGCGAUAUGUUUUUGUAUUUUAUUAACAUCUGUAUAUAAUGCACCGUUGAACAGUGAUAAGAAAUCUAACUUACAUAAAAAUCAUAAGAAGAUUUACCAAGAAGCAGAGUAUGAUGUAACACUACAGAAAUCGCCAGAUCAAAUACGAUAUUACGUCAAGCCUGAAGAGUUUGAGGAAUAUGAGAAUCGAUUUGAGACGAUAAAAGAUCUAGGUGAAGAGCUUGAAUGUAAACUGCGAGGCGAUUGUAAGGGUGACAAAAGGGAGGAGAUCGUGAAAGAGAGAGAACGGGAUGUUGUUGGGAGUAAAAAAUCAUUCGGACUUUCUGAUAAUGAUGGUGGUAUGAACGGACAGACUGUUUCAUCACAAGGCGCUUUAAAUUCGCCUGUAAAUCCAGCGUUAACACCAGAUCAGUUCAACAGUGGUGAUCGUUUCGGUGGUGACUCCAGAUAUUCCGACCAAAAAAACGCGGCUCAAUACGGCCAACAGCCGCAGAUGGAUCUAAAAAUGCCUCAAAAUGAAGGCGGUGCAAUGAUGAUGUCCAAAGGUUCUGGUCCUGGCAUGGGGGAUAUGGGUGGCAUGGGUGGUAUGGGAGGCAUGGGUGGUAUGGGCGGUUUACCAGGUGGCUUGUCUGCAGCCACAAGUCCAAUGUACCAAAUGCAGAUGCAACAAAAUGACCAAAUUAUCCAAGAAUCUGCUCAGAAUAAACUUGGUUUUAUGGAUCAAGCAAAUAAACAAAAGUCUCUUAAUAUGGAUGUAGUUGGACCACCACAAGGAGAAGAACAGAUGAGAUUUGCAGGUGGUGGUGGAGGGAGAGAAGGCCAAGAGAGAGGGGCAGAUGAUCUGAGCAACCCCCAUGGUGUAGCAAGUAACGAAGGCGGUGCUGUUAGUGAAAACGACAUCAUGAAAGCAGAAGACAUUCAACCCAACGAGAUGAAUGAUUUGCAUAACUUUCUGAAGAAUACCAAUCAAGUUCAAAAGAAUUACGAUGGUGAGCGCGGAGAAGCAGAGAUGACGGAUGGAAAGUUUGUAUCAAAUAAUGAUGACCAUCAAGAUGAAAAUUUCAAUCCUGGAGAUGGCUUUGGCAAAACAAACAUUGACUAUGGACACAAUGCUCAAGUUGAAAAUAACGAAGGUAGUUUUGGACACCAAAACGAACCUAAUGAAGAGAGAGCCCCUAUAAAACCAGGUGGACCGGAAGUGCCAGGAUUAAGCAAUCUUCUGGGUGGUGAAGGAGCAGGAAAUGGUGGAGAUCUAGGACCACCAAACGUACAGUUUGUUGAACAAAACACCAGAGAUAUGAUGCAAUCUAACUCAGAUUACAAAGUCCCCUCUUCUGAAUUUUCAAAUUUAUGGAAGGAUUACAUGAGCUCGACACAAAGCCAGUUAGGAGGCUUCGAUCCUUCAGCAAACAGCCGCCAUCUUAUUGAUCACCCAUUGAAGUCUGGAUUGCACAAAAACAAAGACAAAAAAGACGCUGAAGUGAAAAGAUGGAAAAAAUCGGACGCAAAGCGAAGGACACUGCAUUAGCUAAAAAAGACUCCGCUGUUGGUACAUCUAAAGAUGCUAUACCAAAACCAACAAAAAACAAAUUUAUGUUUGUUCCACUAUAUGUUGUACAGAAUUUAUUGCAACAAGCAAGCAAAAAAUCCACACACACCUCAUUAGAAAAUGAGAA
Molecule: messenger RNA, 1832 nt
Organism: Hydractinia symbiolongicarpus
Lineage: Eukaryota; Metazoa; Cnidaria; Hydrozoa; Anthoathecata; Hydractiniidae
Exons: 5
Coding region: 137-1684 (515 amino acids)
Source: RefSeq, a predicted model, not a curated record